Molecule: messenger RNA, 7293 nt
Organism: Pseudoliparis swirei
Lineage: Eukaryota; Metazoa; Chordata; Actinopteri; Perciformes; Liparidae
Gene: znf536
Product: zinc finger protein 536
Exons: 10
Coding region: 302-4717 (1471 amino acids)
Biological process (GO): regulation of DNA-templated transcription
Cellular component (GO): nucleus
Molecular function (GO): DNA-binding transcription factor activity, RNA polymerase II-specific; RNA polymerase II cis-regulatory region sequence-specific DNA binding
Source: RefSeq, a predicted model, not a curated record
CUCUCGCAACGCGUCGUUUACGCGCAGGAGUUAACCGGCGCUCUGCCACAUUUGAAAGGCUCUUGUCGUCCCACCUUCUGCGGAGCUGUCGGCGCUCUUCCCGACAUCCGGCGUUCAUUGGAGUGGCACAGGACUCCCUGAUCAGUGGCGACCAGAAGCGGAGCUGUCCAAGGACUUCCCCCCCGCCCACCGGCUGAGGUGGCCAUUCCUGUAAGCAAUAGCCAGUCCGGAGUGACAGUGAGGGGCCACUUGAUCCUUGAACAGACGGGUUGCACUCCAGUAUGCAGUUGGUGUGUUAAGGAUGGAGGACUCUAGUUUGUGUCUUGUUGUGUCGUCAGCAGCGCCUGACGCUGAUGACCAUCUGAGCAAUGCUGUGUUAAAUGGCCGCUACCCCAUCAGUCAAAAGCUCCACCAGCUUACUGCCCAGCUAGGACACGCCUUUCCUGACCUACACUGCCCACAGCAGAUCCCCGAAGAGAAAGCAGCCACGCCUUUGGACGAGAAGACCCACCACGCGGCCCUGGCCAGUCAACCUAUCAGCAGUCAGAUGGCCCUGCUCGCCAAUCAGCUCAACCGAGACAUUGACGCAGGGGCACUAAGUGGGUUGAACGGGCGCGUUGACCUGCAGCAGUUUCUCAACGGCCAGAACUUGGGCAUCAUGUCCCAGAUGAACGAUAUCGAAGAUGACGCCCGCAAGAAUAGGAAGUAUCCCUGUCCACUGUGUGGCAAGCGCUUCCGUUUUAACAGCAUCCUGUCCCUGCAUAUGCGCACGCACACAGGAGAGAAGCCCUUCAAGUGCCCCUACUGUGACCACCGAGCGGCUCAAAAGGGGAACUUGAAGAUCCACCUGCGCACCCACAAGCUGGGGAACCUUGGUAAAGGCCGCGGCCGUGUCCGAGAGGAGAAUAGGCUGCUACAUGAGCUGGAGGAGAGGGCCAUCCUCAGAGACAAGCAGUUGAGAGGGAGCGGCAGUCUCCUCCAGACACCUAAAACACCCCAUUCGGGCAUCAAUAGCAGCUCUAACACCCAUCAGCAGCAACUCGGCUCAGCCUGUGGCCUCCUGCUACCCCCCUCUGGCCUUGCCACUCCAGACACAAUUCCCCAACCGUCUUCUUCACCCAAGCCGGCUGGCACCCUGGAUGAACAGUCCUUGAACCCAACUACAGGCUUCCGCUGUACCUACUGUAAAGGGAAGUUCAAGAAGCGCGAAGAGCUGGACCGCCACAUCCGCAUACUCCACAAGCCCUACAAAUGUACCCUAUGUGAGUUUGCUGCCUCCCAUGAAGAGGAUCUGAUAAGUCAUGUGGAGAAGGCCCACAUCACAGCCGAGAACACACAGGGUGGUGCCGGUGGCACGCAGGUGGCCACCGAAUUCCGCUGUGAAGUGUGUAGCCAGGUUUUCAGCCAAGCUUGGUUCCUUAAGGGCCACAUGCGCAAGCACAAGGACUCCUUUGAACACUGCUGCCAAAUCUGUGGCCGACGCUUCAAGGAACCCUGGUUCCUGAAGAACCAUAUGAAGGUGCAUCUCAACAAGCUGGCAAUCAAGAACAAGCCACACCAGCCCAGUGAGCAGGACAUGGCUGCCGUCAAUAGCAUGAGCAAUCUAGCACAGGAAGCUCAUGCCAAUCUUUACUCCCGCUACAUCUCCUGUCUUCAGGCAGGGUUCCUCUCACCAGACAAACAGGGCCUGAGUGAGCAGCAUCAAAUGUUGGCUAAAGCAGGGAUAGCCAUGAAGGAAAAGGAGAUGCUGGGGAAGCUGCUGGGGCCAAUGGCAGGAGGUAUGGGCCAUGGGCUGGGAGAAAAUGAGAAGCGCUCACUCCUGGGUUGUCUCAACCUUGUGCCACCACUGAAAUCGAGCUGCAUGGAGCGCCUCCAAGCCGCUGCAAAAGUGGCAGAGAUGGACUCCCUCAAUAGCUACCAAGCCUGGCAGAUAAUGGCUCGUGGCAUGGCUAUGGACAGGGCCUUCAUGCCGAAGGAGCAGCACCAGCACCAUUUACCCCCGGGACAGGAAGAUGAGAUGGGUGGUGCUGGAGUCUUGGCUUCCUUCUCAAAGGAGAAACAAGACUACUUGAUUGCUUCCAAUGAUAGCUCCAAGCAGAAGCAGCUCUCGGAGUCCUUGCAGGGAUCCAAGGCCGCUGGCGGAGGCAUGAUAUCCAUGAAGGAGGAUGGAAGAGGCUUCGACAGUCACCGUGACUUAAUGUCUGUUCACGGUAGUUCUGAGGCUCCUGGAGCACUGGCUGGCUUGGGAAGCCCAAACAUCGACUACAGCCUCUCCGUCCUAAAGGAGAAGCCUUCAGAAUGCCCCGACUGUGGCCGGGUCUUCCGAACCUACCAUCAAAUGGUGGUCCACUCCCGCGUUCACGGCAAAGACAGGCGAGGCAUCGAAGAAGCGCUGCAGCAACAAGGUGUGGACGAACGGCGUGGAUCAGCCAGUGACCCCGAGUCCCAGUCCAUCAGCCGCUCCACCACUCCUGGUUCUUCCAAUGUGACAGAGGAAAGCGGAGCUGGAGGAGGACACUCCCAGACAGGAAGCGUCCAGGAUGACAGCCCACAUCCCUCCUCACCAUCUUCAGCGGUGGAACAAGACGUACGAGGAGCCCUAUUAACCCUCACACGCAAGGACGGGUGUCGGUGUGCGUCUGUGUGUGAUGUCGGGGAGGACUCGGGGAAGGCGGCGGGGAGCAUUCAGCCGUCGCUGUCCCAGCACCGCGAGCGAAGCGCGGGCUCGUCCUCCAAGGAUUGCCACUACUGUGGCAAGUCCUUCCGCACCUCCCACCAUCUCAAAGUCCACCUGCGGAUACACACAGGAGAGAAACCCUACCGGUGCCCUCAUUGUGACUAUGCCGGCACCCAGUCUGCCAGUCUGAAGUACCACCUGGAGCGCCACCACCGCGAGCGUCAAAAUGGCUCCACCACCUCAGGCCACACCCCUUCUUCUGACCACAAAGAGGAGCAUGGGAAGGCAACCGGUGGAGGCAUCUUUGCCCGACCAGAUGUCCUCCGUAAUGUCUUCAAGAGCAUGCCCCCCAACCUCGACUUCAGGGCAGGUCCAAUGCUGCCGCAUCAGUGGGCAUCGGCUGGCAUGAUGUCUCCGCAUGACCGAGAUCGUGAGCGCGGAGACCGCCGCUUUGACUCCGCCUCUUCAGCUGAGAACAUGAAGACUGCUGAUGGCCCGUCCGCCCUCCUCACAACAGGGGUAGAUAGCUUCACCGACCUCAGCAGAGCUUACCAAAGCAUGAUGGGAAACGGGGUCCACUUUCAAGGCUCUCUCCAGGCCUUCAUGGACAGCUUUGUGCUCAGCUCCAUGAAGAAGGACAUGAAGGACAAUCAGAGUUCUGUCCAGCUCCAGGCCCAGUGUUACCAUGACAAUGGCGAGCCCAAAGCAAAGCGGGCCGUUUCAGUUGACCAGGAAAGAGAAGACAAGGCUGAAGCCAAACCGAACUCAAAGCCUGGUAAACCUGGGUCCCAGUAUGAACCACUUGAUCUCUCCGUGUCAGUCCGGCCUGAGUCUGCAUCCGGGUCCCUCCCCGGCUCUUCAGUCACCAUCCAUGAUAAUGUGGCGUGGCAUGGCUGCCUCUUCUGCUCCUUCUCCACCUCCUCAUUCGAGCUCAUGGCUCUGCACCUCCAGGCCAACCACCUGGGUAAGGCCCAACAGCUGCGGUCCGAUACAGGCAAGGAGCUCCAUGGAGAGAGCUGUCCCACCACCUCCGUCCUUCACUCCUCCAACACCAAGACCUCUGGUGUGGCCCUUGACAAAGACGGAGAGAGAAAUGGAGAGAAAAGCCAUGGAGGCUGGAACAACCACAUGGACCAGCCCUACAACCCCUUCCAGAGUGACUUCUACAGGCGGUUUGGUGGCUUGUAUGACGGAUCCCAGAGGGUCAACCAGGGCCUUCAGGCGUAUUUAGCCCCAGCAGAGCAGGGUAUUGACCUACCCACUCGGGCCUGUGGUGGAGCAACUCCAGCUGCGGAUGACCAGAUCGGUGAUCGAGGCUCCCGUGGAGACACCGAAGAGGACCAGGUUGGAUCAGACGAUGAAGUUGCAAAGGCCGGGGGCCGCAGUGCCAGCGACACCCCCUCAACAACCCCCAAGAGACAGCAGCAACAGAAUCACUCCGAUGAAGAGGAAGAGGAGGGAGGAGUGGCUGAAGAGGAGGAGGAAAGAGACGAAGAUGAGCAAAUGGACGUUGAGAGAGAGGAGGACGGAAGUCCGACUUCAGACCGCUUCCAGAACCACUCCAAACACCUCCAAGACGACUCCUCUCUGCCCUCAAGGGGCGGAGGUGGUUUGGCCGCAUCUGCCUACGCCAUGACACCACAUCCUCUGGUUCCCCAAACCAAGAACCAAGCUUUGCCACUGGAGAAGCAGUGGCAGCAAGGCCUGGCCCUCCUGUCUCCUGGAGGUCCCCCAGGACUGUUGAAGACUGAGCAGCACAGCCACCUAGAACAGCAGAUGAACAUGCUCUCGGUCCUCAGAGCCUACAGCAAUGACAACCUCCCCGCGUUCAACGGCCUGGGAGGGGGAGCGCCCACAGGGGGCAUGAAGAGGCCAGAUGCACCUGUGCAUCUCUGGGUAGGAGAGGAGGACCAGCCAAUGACCCACGACCCCGCGCUGACCCACGACCCCAACCAUCUUAACAACGACCUUAACCACCCUAACAACCAUAACCUAGGCGACCCAGAGGGGCUGGAUGCCCACGCUGUGAACAAAGACUAACGGCACCGCACCGGAGCAGGACAGGAUGAUGAGGAUGGUGAUGAUGAACGCGACGAGGAGGAGAAGCAGGAUGAAGCAUGAAGGAUUAAAUGAAGGAGUAGACUAUAACAAAGACUUUAUUUAAGAUUUUUUUUUAAACACAUACUACCGUCAGAACUAUAUGAAGGAAAGUCUGGGACAGUUUACUGUCGGGGACGGAUUUGCGAGGUUGCUUGGACACUAAACGAAGUGAGGGCAACUUUCCUGUUUGGUCUCCCGUGGUCGGGAUGCCCUCUCCGUCUUUGUUACACAAUGUUGUUUUCUUUUGCCCUUUUUUCUUUUCAUGAUACUACCUGUCUGAUUAGCACUUCCUGUAACCGGCACCGCAGAUCUCUGAUACAUUCCCUGAGCUAGAAAGGUGUGUCUUUUUUUAAGAAGAAAAUGAAUACACACAAAAAGCCACAAGAGUAGGAUUGAAGUGUAGCGCUUAAUCGAAGGCUUUCUAAGACUUGUUCCUCUCCUGUUGAAUGAAGAAGACAGGUGGUGUUUCACCGUUAUAUCGUACCUGGAAUGUAUUCUACUGUAGAAUAGAAACCCGACUUCACCGGGGCGGUUGACAGAGACCAAGCACAUUUCUUUCUGUCAGACCAGCCGCCCCCUGGCUCUCCUGUCAGUCACAGAGUCCCCAUGAUGCAUCACACCAGUCCUGGUUGAAGGACAGGGCACCAUAUGACAAUCUGCAAUGCAAAGAAGAAGAAAAAACACAGUUGACUUUUGACAAUGGUGGUGCUAAUGAUGAUUGUGAAGAAGAAAGACUAUUCAAGCUGCCCUAAAUGUACUUAUAAUACUACAGUAUACCCCCCCCCCUCCCCCUCUCUCUCCAUCCCCAGGCCAGUACAGGCCUUCACCCUGCUAUAUGGCUGUCUUUUUUUUCUUUUUUUCUUUCUUGUUCUUGUAUCAUUCGACACAGCGCCCAUAGUCGCGUAAUGUACAUAGAGAGAUAUACAGUAGUAAAAAAAAAAAAAAAAAAAAAGGAGUGGAAACAGGUUUUAAAGCAUUUGUGAAAAGGCAGAAGCAAUGAAGUGACAGUAGUUUACACGGCCACACUCUCAAAAAAGGUAGGCAUUUUCUUCUGGAGUUUGACUGAGAAAAAGAAGAAAAAAGAAAAAAAGGAAGAAAAAAAAGAAGGGGGGAACAGUUUCUUUCUCUAUCGCCCUUCGCCCCUCUCUUCAUCUCUCAUGUCAACCUCAAGGACUUUAGCGUCGCAGAUGUUUCAAAAAUACUGCCACCGAUAUUGUUGCACAGUGUUACUGACUACUGAAAAAUGGUUUGAUGUAUUUACUUUAAGAUGAGUAAAAAAAUAACAAAAAAGAACAAAAAGAACAACAAAAAACUGGAAAAAAAGACAUAUUGUGUAUAGCCUUAGAUACAAGUCAUCUGUUAUUGCUUCUACAAUAUGUAGCUGUGCUAGACCGUAGGACGUAGGGUUCAUUUAAUUUGUUUCUUUUGUUUUCUUUCUUUUUUAUAUGUACUGUACAUUAAUGCCUUCUCCAUAUAAUGAUAAAAAAGAGGAAAAAGAUGACAAUCGUCUCCUGUGCUGCAAACAUAUUUGCCCCCAUAUAUACAGAACCCAUUAUGCAUAGAGGGACUUAAUCCUUUCUUAUUUCUUUCAUUUGUUUCAGUUCUCUGAAGUAUUUUGCACUGUGAUAGUAUUAUAAAUCCAACCUAUACAGUACAAAACUAGCUAACUAACUAAACUGAAGGUGUGUGUUUGUGUGUCCCUUGGCAUUGUGAAAUGUUUCUACGUCAUUUUUUUGUUUGUUGUGAAACCCAGAGAACAAUUCUAAUGCGGUAUGUACAGUCCAACUAUGAUACUCAUUUCAGUUUGAGCAACCCAUAUACUGUAUGUGGCUUUGACAAAUUGUCCCCACCCCCCCCCUCCCCCGCAGCCCCAAUUCAUUUUUGAUGAAACGUCUGGGCCUGCAGCGUGGGGCCCGGUACCGCUUUAGCCUGCGUGAUCUUCUGUGCUCAGAUUCCACCGCGAGGAGAUUUUGCUGCAGGACAGCCUCUUGUUUCUUUUUGUUGUUGUUGUUUUUUAUUUUUAUUUGAUUUGUGUAGACUACAAAUAAACCAUUCUUUCAAUUCCAAUAUGCCAGGAAAGGAGGGGAUAAAAAAACAAAAAAUAAUGAAGAGUGAGACAUAUGAAAAGUGAUGGUUGUAGGGAAAUAUAACAGGGUGUUUUGAAGGGAGGAAUUCUGGAAAUGGGGUCUGAGUGAACCAAUCAGACGAAUCCUGCUGGAGGCACUUGCCAGUGACUUUGACCUCUGACCCCAUCUCUGUUUUCCAGGCGUGUAAAGAAGAGAGAUUAAUGGCGAGAGUCUCACUGGGGCUCUCUCCUUCUCUGAACCAGCUAUAAUGAGCAUUCCACUCCACAUAUUAUGUACAAAACCUGUCUUGUGAGCUGAACACUCUUUAUGUUUCACUGUACCCUCAUGGCAGAUGCUUUGUUUUGUAACUACUGAACUGUACUUAUAGUAAAAAUAAAAUGUAUUCAAACUAAAAAAAAAAGAAAAAAAUUUGAUUCUCACAGAGCAAAC